AACCACCUUACGAAACAUUGAUUUUACUCGCAUUCACUCUCAACACUGCAUAUUGUCACGCGACCUACCCCUUGGAGAACCACAUGGGCUUGCCAUUGCCGCUGCUGGAUCUUCCUUGAGUGCAGUAACAGCAAGCACCUGCUUGGUGUGCAGAGCAUCAAUUGAACCGCCAGCAUGUUGCGCUGGUACCAGGCCCGCCUGGCAUCGCGCCCCAUCCUCACCCAAGCCGUCAGCACUGCCAUCCUCUUCGCAACCGGCGAUGUCCUCGCGCAACAGGCCGUGGAAAAGAAGGGCAUAUCCGAGCAUACGCUCGAGCGAACGGGCCGUAUGGCACUCUACGGCGGCUGCGUCUUCGGCCCCGGCGCCACGCUGUGGUAUCGCUUCCUGCAGCGCCAAAUCAAGUUCCCCGGCAAACCAAACACCGAGAUUGUCGCGCGUGUCUUGACGGAUCAGACAGUCUUUGCUAGUACCAACCUGUUCCUCUUCCUCAGCAGCAUGGCCCUUAUGGAGGGCAGUGACCCGAAGGCGAAGCUGGAAAAGAGCUAUUUCGAGGCGCUGAAGAAGAACUGGAUGGUCUGGCCGGGCGUGCAGUUUAUGAACUUCAAAUACGUUCCCUUGAACUACCAAGUUCUGGUGGUCAACGGCGUUUCCAUUGGCUGGAAUUGUUACCUGAGUUAUCUCAACAGCGGCAGUGGCAGUGAUGAGAACCCCACCUACCCGCCAGAUUCGUGAGGAGCUGCAGAGUAUUCCUAGGCAUCCUCAUCGACCACGUAGUGCAUGGCGAGCACGGCGGUAUUGCAGUGGCAUCGGAGUCCAAGAGCACCUGGCGAGGGCGUACGGUAGGGUAGUCAUCGGAAAUUCGCGAGAUGCAUCCCUUGCACCUAAGCACAGCACGUCAUGACCUUCAAUUGCCCUUCACCACCUUCAAUUGCCCUUCACCCUCUCAUCCUCCUCCACCGUCCUCGUCUUGAGCUGUAGAGCGUGAAUCCCACCUUCCAUGGCCAUUUCGUCCUUGAGCAGCGCGUAUACCAUCCGAUGUCGCGCCGGCUGCAUUUUGGACUUGAAUGCGUCGGAAAUGAUAUUCACUCUGGGGCCAAACUGUCAGCGAUUUGCCAGAAAGGAAGACGGAUGCUAAAAUACCGAAAAUGCGUCUCUUUGGAAAC
Molecule: messenger RNA, 1163 nt
Organism: Neohortaea acidophila
Lineage: Eukaryota; Fungi; Ascomycota; Dothideomycetes; Mycosphaerellales; Teratosphaeriaceae
Exons: 4
Coding region: 175-732 (185 amino acids)
Cellular component (GO): mitochondrion; cytoplasm; membrane
Source: RefSeq, a predicted model, not a curated record